This is a messenger RNA of Eimeria maxima, 1134 nucleotides long. Its product is annotated as WD-40 repeat protein, putative. The transcript is spliced from 13 exons. Gene Ontology annotation, cellular component: nucleus. Bases 1 to 1134 code for a protein of 377 amino acids. Gene Ontology annotation, molecular function: histone binding. Gene Ontology annotation, biological process: regulation of gene expression. The record is from RefSeq and is a predicted model, not a curated record. NCBI's taxonomy places the organism in Eukaryota, Apicomplexa, Conoidasida, Eucoccidiorida, Eimeriidae.
AUGUUUACUGCGGGUCUUUUUUGCGUUGCAGACUACCAAGGAUUUGAAUUUGGCGAUGAGGACACCCGAAAGUUCACCAUUACCGCCCGGAUUCCGCAUGAAGGCGAGAGCAACAGGGCUCGCGUUUACCAUGGUAACGACACACUUAUAGCAAGCAAGGCAAACGAUGGCUGCGGAGCGACUCCAAGGGGCACGGUAGUUUAUUUUGUUACGUACUGGUGUGCAGUUUAUCUGUUUGAUUCGUGCAAAUUCGGCCCUGCGCUGUGCAUAUCCGACUCCGAGUCCGAGGACAGCCAAUGCGCCUCACAGCGUAGCCAGAUGGCCACCGAUGCGGAGCUCAUUCUGACGGGGCAUACGACUCAAGGAUGGGGCCUGGAGUGGAGUCCAACAAGAGACGGGUGGCUCGCUUCUUCCGGGGACGAUGGCCUUGUCUGUAUUUGGGACACGCGGGCAUCUUGUGGCAAAGGUAAAUCCAUAAGUCCUCUACACCGGUUGGUGGGAUCAAGUAAUCGCAGUGCCCUGCAGGACGUGGCGUGGAAGCGCGGACAUGAUGCGGGAGAGGUAAUUGUGGCUGUAGGUGACGAUGGGGAGUUGAACAUGUGGGACUUGCGGGCGGGCGCCUUGCCGGUUCAUCGGCAACCCUGCAACCAUUCGUGCGCUAACGUUUUGGCACUGAACCCCAUGGCUCCGAACGUGUUCGCCACUGGAGGAGCUGACGCGGGCGUGAGUGUGUGGGACUUCCGAGACUUACGCCGGCCAGCCCACCGACUGCUCUACAUAGAGAACGAAGCUCUAACAAGUCUCAAGUGGCAUCCACAAAACAAGGCAGUGCUUGCUGCAGGCACGACUGACCGCUUCGUUCGGAUUUUUGACUGCUCGUUGAUUGGCGCUGAGCAAUCUCCAGAGGAAGCGGAGGAAGGCGCACCUGAAGUAAUAUUUGUCCACGGGGGCCAUGUUGCGGGUAUUACGGAGAUCGAUUGGAACCCGUUGGGUGACAAAUUUCCAUGGGUUAUUGCAUCUGCAUCUGAGGAUAAUGUUCUUCAGAUAUGGCAGCCGUCUGUGAAGGCUUUCGAGGCGGAGGAGGCAGACUUCAUAUGCGACGAAGGGAGCAUGGAUGAGGAAUUGCUUGAUUAG